GCUGCUCGUGGCGUGACUUCCAGAAGUAUCAAGUGCUAUAACUUUCCAGGAUGUUUCUGGAGUUCAUCUCCCGACAGUAUCGGAAUCAAUUUGCCGCAGUUGUUGCUGCAAAUCUGAUAGCGGCCGGCUAUGGAAUUACGGUGGGAUGGACGGCACCAAUUAUCCCACUGCUGCAGUCCCUGGACAGUCCGCUGCCGUCGGGGCCCAUUAGCACGGCCGAAGCGUCCUGGAUUGGGUCCGUGAUGGGUUUCGGGGGUGUCACGGGAACGCUGCUGAUUGCCCCCAUCCACACGUACUUUGGCAAGAAGGUGGCACUGCUGUCGCUGGCGGUUCCGCACCUUAUUUUGUGGACAUUGCUAUAUCUCGGUGACAACGUGUUCUACAUCUACGCCGCCAGAGUUUUGGCAGGCAUCACCGGCGGUGGUAUGUUCGCACUGGUGCCACUCUUCGUUGCGGAUAUUGCCGACCGAAGGAUUCGCGGCACGCUCGGUUCACUGACGGUGCUGCACAUAAACUUUGGCUUGCUGGCGGUGUACACCGCCGGGAAUUACCUGUCGUACCACACAAUACCGCAAAUUAUGAUCUGCCUUCCGGUGGCGUUUGCGGCGUUCGUUUGCCUGCUACCCGAUACGCCCUACUGUCUACUCCGGAAAGGCCGGCUCGACGAUGCGGAAAAAUCACUCAUGUUCUAUCGGAACGUGGCCCCGGAGGAUCUGGCCAGUGGGACGCCACAGGGGUUGGCCUUCGUGGAGGAAUUUGAAAACUGGAAGGUUUUUGUGCGGGCCGAAGAUGACAAAGAGAAGCUGACGCUGGCGGAUUUUGCAACUCCAGCCGCGAUUCGGGGCAUGGCUAUCGGCAUCUUUCUGAUGGCCAUGAACAUCUACACGGGACUGUUUGCCAUCGUGACCUAUGCCGGAAAUAUUCUCAUCGCUUCCGGGACCUCGAUUGAUCCGAAGCACGCCAUGAGCGCGCUUGCCAUUGUCAUCAUUCUGGGAAAUCUCACGUCGUUUGCUAUCAUCGAUAAAGCUGGAAGGAAGAUCUUCCUCAUCAUCUCAAACGCCUCCAUGGGAACGUUUCAUGCAAUAUUGGGCAUUCAUGCGUACCUCUUCGAGGCCGAUCCCGACAUUGGCUUUGCCUGGCUUCCGGUCGUUUGUCUUGCCGGAACUAUUUUUUCUGCAACACUGGGCGUUACGAACAUUCCGUACUUUGUACUACCGGAAAUUCUUCCAGCGAAGAUUCGAAGCAUCGGCUGUACCAUUUGCUUCGUGCUGAUGAGUUCGAUGGCAUUCGUUUUGACGAAAACAUUCCCCAUGGUGCUGGAACAAUUUAAACUUUACGGUGCGGUUGGGGUGUUCACUACGGUGUGUGCCACCUCGAUUGUGAUUAUCAUCUUUUGGAUGCCCGAGACGAAGGGGAAGAAUCUUAUCGUGGAGGAAAAGGAUGGAAAGGGGGUGUUGGCAGGGAAAGGGAAAAUGUGAAUUGGAAAAAUGUUUAAAAAUAUUUGUGGUAUAGUAACUAAUAAAAUGCAAUUUUCG
Molecule: messenger RNA, 1535 nt
Organism: Culex quinquefasciatus (southern house mosquito)
Lineage: Eukaryota; Metazoa; Arthropoda; Insecta; Diptera; Culicidae
Product: facilitated trehalose transporter Tret1
Exons: 7
Coding region: 51-1478 (475 amino acids)
Biological process (GO): transmembrane transport
Cellular component (GO): membrane
Molecular function (GO): transmembrane transporter activity
Source: RefSeq, a predicted model, not a curated record